UCCUUACACAAGGGGAAUGGCUGAAUUUGUAAAGUGUUUGUUUGGAGGUUUAUCAUCAUUCUAUGAAAAAUCAAAGCCAAUAUUGGCCAUGAUAUUUGUUCAGAUUUGCUGUGCAGGGAUGAAUAUACUAUCAAAACUGGCACUGGAUCAGGGAAUGUCUCACUUUGUAUUAGUAUUUUACAGACAUUUAUUUGCUACAAUUGUUACAGCUCCUUUGGCUUAUAUCUUAGAAAGGAACACAAGGCCAAAGCUGACUAUGAGGAUCUUUAGUGAAAUUUUCAUCAGCAGUUUGUUAGGGAUCCAAUUGAGUCAGAAUUUCUACUACGAAGGAUUGAAAUACACAACAGCUACAGUUUCAACUGCACUUAUCAACUUAGUACCUGCCAUGACUUUUAUAAUGGCUAUUGUAUUUAGGAUGGAAAGUUUAAACAUUAGGAGUCUGACUGGUCAAGCAAAGAUAGUUGGAACCCUAAUUGGUGUGAGCGGAGCCAUGACAAUGACAUUGUACAAAGGGAUAAAAAUACAGCUGUGGUCAUCUCCUUUUCAUUUGAGUCACUACAAUGGAAGCAAUAAUAAAAAUGAAGAUUUGACCAGAGGUUCUUUGAUGGUGGUGAUCGGUUGUAUCGCCUUUGCAGGAUGGUUCAUUUUGCAGACAAGCAUUUGUAAGAAAUAUCCAGUUCAGUACUCAAACAAUGCCAUAACCUGUUUUUUGGCCACCAUACAAUCUGCUGUUAUAACGCUAAUUUUCGAACGAGAUCGUUAUGGGGUGUGGGCUCUUGGAUGGAAUGUCAAGCUUUUAACUGCAGUCUAUUCUGGAGUUGUAGCUUCGGGGAUGGCUUUUUGGUUGUUGACAUGGUGCAUAACCAAAAAGGGUCCUGUAUUCACCACAAUGUUUGGUCCACUUUUAUUAAUAAUAGUAGCUAUAAUGGGCUCUAUAUUUCUUGAAGAGAAGUUUUAUUUAGGAAGUGUCAUCGGUGCACUUCUAAUUGUUAUAGGUCUAUAUAUUAUGCUUUGGAGUAAAAGAAAAGAUGUGGAAAAGAUUGUAAAGAUACCUAGUACACUUUCUGGAAUAUGUAACAAUAAGGAAUCAGGCAAGGUGGAACAAAAAGAAGAAUCGAUUAACAUAUAAUAAAAAGAGUAGUCAAUUUGUGGCAAUGUCAAUAUAAUAUUAAAUUUCUUUUAAUU
Messenger RNA from Cryptomeria japonica (Japanese cedar), 1185 nucleotides. RefSeq names its product WAT1-related protein At5g07050. Gene Ontology annotation, molecular function: transmembrane transporter activity. Lineage: Eukaryota; Viridiplantae; Streptophyta; Pinopsida; Cupressales; Cupressaceae. Bases 17 to 1129 code for a protein of 370 amino acids. The transcript has 7 exons. The record is from RefSeq and is a predicted model, not a curated record. Gene Ontology annotation, cellular component: plasma membrane.